AUGUCGGUUCGCACGCGGACAGGAUUUUACCGUCAGGAGGUAAACAAAACGGCAUGGGAGGUUCCAGAGCGAUACCGCGAGCUAAAGCAGGUGGGGACUGGCGCCUAUGGGACAGUAUGCUCUGCCCAGGACCGCAGGACUGGGGUGAGGGUGGCCAUCAAGAAGCUCCACAGACCCUUCCAGUCAAAGCUCUUCGCCAAGAGGGCCUACAGAGAGCUCCGGCUCCUCAAGCACAUGAAGCACGAAAAUGUGAUUGGACUGCUGGAUGUGUUCACUUCCGAGAUCUCAUUGGACAGGUUUCAUGACUUUUACCUGGUAAUGCCAUUCAUGGGUACUGAUCUGGGGAAACUGAUGAAGAUGGAGAGAUUGUCACAGGACAGGGUGCAAUUCCUUGUAUAUCAAAUCCUGAAAGGACUCAAGUAUAUCCACUCUGCAGGGAUCAUCCACAGGGAUCUCAAACCUGGAAAUUUGUCUGUCAACGAAGACUGUGAGCUGAAGAUCCUUGACUUCGGGCUGGCUCGGCAGACGGACACAGAGAUGACUGGGUACGUCGUCACUCGCUGGUACAGAGCCCCCGAGGUAAUCCUCAAUUGGAUGCACUAUACCCAGACUGUGGAUAUCUGGUCGGUGGGCUGCAUCAUGGCGGAGAUGCUGCUGGGGAAGCCGCUGUUUAAAGGAAAUGACCACCUGGACCAACUGAAAGAGAUCAUGAAGAUCACUGGUACACCCACUGCAGACUUUGUUACGAAGCUACAAAGCCAAGAUGCCAAAAACUACAUACGGAGCCUUCCCAAAGUACCAAAGAAAGAUUUGCACUUUCUUUUUUCCAAAGCUAGCUCAGACGCGGUGUGUGUGCUGGAGCGCAUGCUGUUGCUGGACCCUGAGAGGCGUGUGAGUGCGUCGGAGGCACUGGCCAUGCCAUUUUUCAGCGAGUUCAGAGAACCAGAGGAGGAGACUGAGGCCCAGUCCUACGAUCACUCCAUGGACAACACAGACCUGCCCCUGGAACAGUGGAAACGUCACACAUUCACAGAGAUUCUGUCCUUCAGGCCUGCAGCAACAGAGACCAAGGACCCCAAAGAGACAUCACUCUGA
Messenger RNA from Salvelinus namaycush (lake trout), 1095 nucleotides. RefSeq names its product mitogen-activated protein kinase 12-like. Gene Ontology annotation, cellular component: cytoplasm; nucleus. Gene Ontology annotation, molecular function: MAP kinase activity; ATP binding. Lineage: Eukaryota; Metazoa; Chordata; Actinopteri; Salmoniformes; Salmonidae. The coding region runs from base 1 to 1095 and encodes 364 amino acids. Gene Ontology annotation, biological process: protein phosphorylation; intracellular signal transduction. The transcript has 12 exons. The record is from RefSeq and is a predicted model, not a curated record.